Messenger RNA from Spizellomyces punctatus DAOM BR117, 1446 nucleotides. RefSeq lists its product as uncharacterized. The record is from RefSeq and is a predicted model, not a curated record. NCBI's taxonomy places the organism in Eukaryota, Fungi, Chytridiomycota, Chytridiomycetes, Spizellomycetales, Spizellomycetaceae. The transcript has 3 exons. Bases 179 to 1192 code for a protein of 337 amino acids. Gene Ontology annotation, molecular function: oxidoreductase activity, acting on NAD(P)H.
GACACGGCGCACGGCUAUAUGGGACAGAUGGCUGUUGCUAAUUAACGUGCACGUAUUAGUCAUUGGACCGUGUCCAUUUCAGCACUGCCCGAUAAGGCCAGUUAAAUAAGAGUCCACUCCAACAAUUCUCUUCCUCCAUUCAAACACACACUUACUCAUACCAUCGAACAAGGAAAUCAUGCCCAAAGCAGUAUUAGCCAAGCAGGUCGGAAGCCUUUCAGACAAUAUAUAUGUCGGAGAUGUCGAAAAGCCAACGCCAGGGCCGGGGCAGGUGGUUAUCAAAGUCCACUCUGCAGCCAUAAACCCCAUAGACUGGAAAAUAGUCAAAUCUGGCUUCAUGGUCUCGUCUUGGCCUUCACAGCUCGGCAUCGAUCUUAGCGGGACCAUCGACUCCCUCGGUCCCAACACUGAGGAAUCCGGUUUCAAACCUGGGGACCAAGUGUUUGGAAGUUCCAUUUUACAAGCCUUUAGCGAAUAUGCUCUAGCAGAUGCAAACAACAUUCACAAGAAACCCUCCAACCUCUCUUUUGACGAGGCUGCUACACUUGGCACAGGACUGAACACGACGAUUGUUGGGUUAUUUUCAGAGACAAGUGGGUUGGGGCUGGCUAGGCCACAGGAGAACAGGCGGUGGUUUGUUCCAGAGUGGGUGCUUGUGUGGGGUGGAGCUACUUCGAUGGGCGCUUAUGCGGUACAGUUGGCGGCUGCUGCUGGAUAUAGCGUCGUUGCCACCGCGUCCCCUAAAAACGCCGAGUAUGUCCAAUCUCUAGGCGCUGUCCAAGUCUUUGACUACAACGCCCCGGACACUGUUGCCAAGAUCCGUGAACAAACAGGUAACCGUCUGCGACUCGCCUUUGAUGCCAUUGGCGGCGAGAUCCCAGGCCAAAUCGUCGAGACACUUGUCGCAAAUCCAGAGUUUCCCUCUACCAUCGUUAGUCUGCUCCAAAAAGCAGAUUCAUUGACAUUGCCUGACGGCGUGAACUUCAAAGCUGUGUUUGGAGCGGCGCCUGAGACAGUCGAGUUUGUAUCGGGCGUCAUAGACGAGGUGCUUGGGUACAUUCAGGAGGGAAGGAUCCGUCCAAAUCGGGUCAAGGUCAUCGAUGGGGGAUUGGAAGGUGUUAAGGAAGCACUCGAGUUGUCUGCAGCUGGAAAAGUCAGUGCAGAAAAGCUCGUCGUGCAAGUUUCCGCUUAAUGAUGGCAAGGUUUUGGAUAGCAUUAUGCCCUUGCACUUUGUAUCUAGUUUGACAGUUUUCUUAGUUACCAACGGCAAGCUUAUUGAGAUAUAUCAAUGGACAUAUUCUCUCAUUCAUCAUGAUAAAUAGUAUUUCUUUGUUUGACAAAAUUAAGGAUUCUUGGGCACCACAAAAAGUCUACGCAAAACCAGUACAACAUUAACCCGCUCUUGACCAACGAGUGCGAAUGACACAAUAUACACAGCAAAAACUA